AUGCUGGCCCAAAUUGCUCCGCUGUUUGGUGCCCUGUGCAUUACAUUCCUAGUUCUACAGUACCUCCAGCGACUUUAUCAGCAGCGCAAGCGAGCCCAAUCUCUUGGAUGUCAGCCUGCCGCUCAAGGGCCAUCAGGCAUCUUUGGAAUCCGAUCGUUUGUACGGUUGCUCAACGAAGUCAGGCACAAACGAUGGGUUGAAUAUAUUGCCGGGCAGUAUGGGCGUUACGGAAACACCUAUACCCAGAAGGCUCUGGGUAAAUGGAUGGUGUCUACCAUUGAACCGGAGAAUAUCAAAGCUCUGUUGGCAACCCAAUUCAACGAUUUCGGCCUGGGAACCAGACAUCGUGAAUUCUAUCCCUUGCUUGGAGACGGGAUCUUUACUCUCGAUGGCCCCGGCUGGUCUCAUGCACGUGGACUGUUACGGCCUCAAUUCACGCGAGAUCAGGUGGCUGACCUAGAGCUCAUGGACGGUCAUAUCUCCCGCAUGAUUGAUCUCAUUCCCCAGGAUGGUUCGAGUUUCGACAUUCAACGUCUCUUUUUCCUUCUAACAAUCGACUCUGCCACGCACUUCCUGUUUGGAGAAUCGGUAGGUGCUUUGGAAUCUUCCAACAGCGCAAGCCUCUUAGGGAGAUCAUCUGUCGGAAGUGCACAGGGAUUCGCAGAGGCAUUUGGUACCGCCCAAGAUUAUCUGACAACCCGCUCGCGUGCUAUGCACUUUUACUGGAUGGUCAAUCCGAAGGAGUUCCGUGAAGCCAAUCAGCGCGUUCACGAGGUCGUUGAUCACUAUGUUCAACUUGCUAUCCAAUCCAAGAAUAAUCCGGAUAAAAAGUCCGAUAGAUAUAUUUUUGCGGAGGCCUUGGCUGCAGACAACGAUGAUCCAAAGGUGCUGAGAGAUAAUAUGCUCAACAUUCUCGUGGCUGGCCGUGAUACCACUGCCAGUCUACUCAGCUCUGCAUUUUUCUACUUGUCACGCAACCAGGAUGUUUGGAAGAAGCUGCGGCAAACUAUCAUCGACGAGUUCGGGGAUAGCCAAAACCCGAAGGGCGAGAUUACACAAGCAAAGCUAAAGGAUAUUCCAUACUUACGAUAUGUGUUGAACGAGGUCCUCCGGCUGUUGCCCCCUGUGCCUCUCAACUUCCGUGUCGCUGCCAAGGACACUUCUCUACCAGUUGGAGGCGGCCCUGAUGGAAGAUCCCCAGUCUUUAUUCCAAAGGGACAAGUUGUCGCAUAUAGUGUCUACGCUAUGCACCGCCGUACAGACUUAUACGGACCCGACUCUCAUUCGUUCCGACCAGAGCGCUGGGAGGAAAAUGGCAGACGCGGUUGGGACUAUCUUCCAUUCAACGGAGGCCCUCGGAUCUGCCUUGGUCAGCAAUAUGCACUUACAGAAGCAAGCUAUACUCUUGUCAAGUUGGUCCAGCGCUUUGAUACCCUCGAGUGCGCCGACCCAGAAUUGAAACAGCCCGCGAUCCUAUCUACCCUCACCAUGUCGCAUGAUCGGGGUGUAAAGGUUAGACUAUCUUCAUCGGUGCCAAAAUGCUGGUUUAACCAGUAA
Aspergillus oryzae RIB40 is the source of this 1557-nucleotide messenger RNA. Its product is annotated as cytochrome P450. The transcript has 4 exons. Lineage: Eukaryota; Fungi; Ascomycota; Eurotiomycetes; Eurotiales; Aspergillaceae. The record is from RefSeq and is a predicted model, not a curated record. The coding region runs from base 1 to 1557 and encodes 518 amino acids. Gene Ontology annotation, molecular function: heme binding; oxidoreductase activity, acting on paired donors, with incorporation or reduction of molecular oxygen, reduced flavin or flavoprotein as one donor, and incorporation of one atom of oxygen; iron ion binding.